CUAGAAGACCAGGUCAUUCGCUACAAGUGCCAUGGCCGCCAUGCAGAUGGACCCUGAGCUUGCCAAGAGCCUCUUCUUUGAAGGGGCCACCGUGGUCAUCUUAAACAUGCCCAAGGGGACAGAGUUUGGCAUUGACUACAACUCCUGGCAAGUGGGGCCCAAGUUCCGUGGUGUGAAGAUGAUCCCGCCAGGGAUCCACUUUCUUCACUACAGUUCAGUGGACAAGGCCAAUCCACGGGAGGUGGGCCCUCGCAUGGGCUUCUUCCUGAGCCUGCAGCAGCGCGGGCUGGUGGUUCUGCGCUGGAACGCGCUUCGUGAGGAGGUAGAUCUAAGUCCAGCCCCAGAGACUGAGGUGGAGGCUAUGCGGGCAAACCUCCAGGAGCUCGACCCGUUCUUGGGACCUUACCCCUAUGCCACCCUCAAGAAGUGGAUCUCGCUCACUAACUUCAUCAGCGAGGCUGCCAUGGAGAAGCUGCAGCCUAAGAGCCGACAGAUCUGUGCCUUUUCCGAGGUACUGCCCGUGCUCUCCAUGAAGCACACUAAGGAUCGGCUCGAGCAGAACCUGCCACGUUGUGACACUGAAUGUAAAAGCUACCAGGAGGGCCUGGCCCGGCUGCCAGAGAUGAAGCCUAGAGCUGGGACGGAGAUCCGCUUCUCCCAGCUGCCCACACAGAUGUUCCCAGCUGGGGCCACACCAGCCGAGAUAACCCGGCACAGCAUGGACCUGAGCUAUGCCCUGGAGACGUUGCUCAGCAAGCAGUUUCCUGGAAGCCCCCAGGAUAUACUCGGGGAACUUCAGUUUGCUUUCGUCUGCUUCCUGCUGGGGAAUGUGUACGAGGCUUUUGAGCACUGGAAGCGGCUCCUGAACCUCCUGUGCCGAUCAGAAGAAGCCAUGGCCAAGCACCACGCCCUCUACACACACCUCAUCUCCAUCCUGUACCACCAGCUCGGAGAGAUCCCUGCAGACUUCUUCGUGGACAUUGUCUCCCAGGACAACUUCCUCACCAGCACCUUACAGGUUUUCUUCUCAUCGGCCCGCAGCACAGCCGUGGACACCACCCUGAGGCAGAAAGCAGAGAGGUUCCAAGCUCACCUGACCAAGAAGUUUCGGUGGGACUUUGAGGCGGAGCCUGACGAUUGUGCCCCGGUUGUAGUGGAGCUCCCUGAGGGUGUGGAGACAGGCUGACUGGGAGGGCAUCCAGCAAGGGGACCUCUCAUAGGGUUCCAUUCCUGCAGUUCCCUUCAUACUGGGAACACUGGAGUCUAUCAAAUUAGAGCCAAAAUUCCUUCCUUCAUUUGUAAAUACGUUAUUUCCGUGCCACAGAAGCUCUCCCCUCGUGAGGGCAUGUUUGUGGACUCUCUACAGCCUGACUUUGGUGCUAACUUGACUGAAUUCCUGAUGGUCUCUCACAGAAUCUCUUGGAUGAGACUGCCCUUGGCAGCAGCCUGCUUCCCACUGAGGGAGAAGAAAAAGCUGAGUUCAGUAGAACUGAUUGCUUUUUCCAGAAGUGGAUGGGUAAUGGGGAAAGUUGGACUGUCUCAUCUCGGGGGUCAGAGGAGUCAUUUUGGAAGGUGGACAGAGGACCACGGGAAAACUGAAUGGAGAUACAGCCGAGCAGACUUGGCCAUGUUUUCCCAGGAACCCCAGACUGGAAAAGGCAUAACAUGAUGACUGUUAAAUAUGACAAUCAGUUUUACUUUUCUCCAUAUUUUUGUUUGUUAGAUCUGGGCUAUGACCAAUGGUGCUCAGGGCUUUACUCGUGGCUCUGUGCUUAAGGAUCACUCCACGCUGGGCUCAGGGAACCAUGUAAGGUGUAAGGGAUCAAAUCCAGGUUGGCCUCAUUCAAGGCAA
Molecule: messenger RNA, 1852 nt
Organism: Suncus etruscus (white-toothed pygmy shrew)
Lineage: Eukaryota; Metazoa; Chordata; Mammalia; Eulipotyphla; Soricidae
Gene: AAR2
Product: AAR2 splicing factor
Exons: 3
Coding region: 32-1186 (384 amino acids)
Biological process (GO): spliceosomal tri-snRNP complex assembly
Source: RefSeq, a predicted model, not a curated record